AGAGAGAGAGAGAGAGAGAGAGAGAGGGGAGGGAGACACUCAAAUCAAAUGCAGCAAAGAGAAAGCCUUUAUUUGGUAUUGAGAGGAAAAUGAAAGAAACAAUAACGAGUUUCUCUCAUUAAUUGUUGUUCCUCUGUAUCCUUAAAAAUACAAGAAUCUGUAUCUAUUCAUUACUACUUUGUCUCUUUAUCUUUUUUUUUUUUUAAUUUUUGUACUUGCUCUGUAAAUCUCUGGUUUUGGCGGCUGGUUUCAUCUUCGACAGAUCCCAUCAAUUCUUCUUUCAAGUUUUUUGUUCGCCGGAAAAUGGGCACCGGUUGGAGGAGGGCUUUUUGCAGUACUGUGUCGAGGGAGAGAAGAGAGCACACCGCCGCCGCAGCUCCGUCGGUCACGGCGGCGGAGAAGCAGCAGAGUCCCAAUAAGAAGCUCGCCGGAAGCAAUCCCUCCACUCCCCGAUUGCGGUGCAAAACAAAUAGUGGUAAUAUUGAUGUGUUGGUUAGCCCGAAAAAACUGGAAUGCAAAACCACACCGAAAACUCGGCUUGGUUCGAAUCCAUCUUCUCCGAGAUCCCCUUUCUCUAUCCUCAAGAACUCUCUCCGCCUAUCCAGGAAUAGCUGUGGAGUGUGUAUGCAGAGUGUGAAAACAGGGCAAGGUAUGGCAAUCUACACGGCGGAAUGCUCGCACGCUUUCCAUUUCCCCUGCAUAGCCUCGCACGUGCGGAACCAGACCACUCUCGUCUGCCCUGUUUGCAUCACCGUUUGGAAAGAUGUUCCUUUACUCUCCAUCUACACUCAGAACCCUAACCCUAACCUCAAUCCGCAACAGCAAGAAGAAAAAAAUGUUCGAAUUGAUUCUAAUUGCAGUACGCCAACCAAACGCACCCCUAUUUCUAUCCCUAAAUUGACCAAGCAAUUUGAGCUGAAAAGUUACGCCGAUGAUGAGCCGUUGGUCACGCCGAAAUAUGGUGGGAAAUUUGUUGCUAUUAAGGAAGAAGCUGCUAGAAAUGGCGGAGUGGAGGAGGUUGAAGAGUUUCAGGGUUUUUUUGUGAAUCCUAUUUCUAGCGAUGAUUUCUCUGCUUUCGGCGGGGAUUUUCGGGAUGUGGAGGUGUGUUUUUCGCCGGAGGCUGCUGUAAUUUCGCAGGGGCGGACGCACGACACUUACGCCGUCGUUUUGAAGGUGAAGGCGCCGCCGCCGCCCCACGUUCGCGACUCGCCGCGGCGUGCGCCGAUUGACCUGGUGACGGUCCUCGAUGUGAGCGGCAGCAUGACUGGUGCCAAGCUGGAGAUGCUCAAGCGAGCCAUGCGUUUGGUCGUUUCCUCGCUCGGCUCGGCUGACCGUCUCUCCGUACUGGCUUUCUCAGCGGCUCCUAAGAGGCUGUUGCCGUUGACGAGGAUGACGGCUCAGGGUCAGCGAUCGGCUCGGCGGAUCGUUGACCGGCUUAGCUGCAGCCAGGGCUCCAGCAUGGCUGAAGCUCUGAGGGAAGCCACUAGGGUUCUCGAAGAGCGGCGCGACCGGAACCCCGUCGCCAGCAUAAUACUCCUAUCCGACGGCCAGGACGACGGCGGCGCUCCGGCCAACAACGACAGCAACCAACGACGGAACGGGUCGUCACACAAGACCCGGUUCGCCCACGUGGAAAUACCGGUUCAUUCAACCGGCUUCAGCCGCGAGCCGGCCGAAGAUGCCUUUUCCAAAUGCGUGUCCGGGUUACUGAGUGUGGUUGUUCAGGACUUGAGAAUCCAACUCGGGUUUGCAUCCGGGUCUGACCCGGCAGAAAUAACGGCCGUUUACUCGUGUACCGAAAACCCAUCUGUACUCGGGUCGGGUUGUAUCCGGUUCGGAGAUCUCUACGCUGAGGAGGAAAAAGAAGUACUCGUGGAAAUUCGGGUUCCAUCUUCGCGGGUCGGGUCACACCACGUUGCAUCCAUUAAAUGCUGUUACAAAGAUCCAGCCACCCAAGAGCUAAUCUACGGUCCGGAGCAGACGCUUCUGCUUCCGAGGCCCCAGACCGUCAGAUCAGGAUCGCCGAGGAUCGAACGGCUGAGAAAUGCUUUUAUAUGUAACAGAGCCGUAGCCGAGUCCCGGGGGUUAAUAGAGCACAACGAGCUGUCCAGCGCCAUGCAGCUGUUGUCAUCGGCUCGAGCCUUGUUGCUGCAGUCGAGGUCGGAGUCUGCCGGUGAGAGCAUCAGGUUUUUGGAGGCGGAGAUGGCGGAGGUGCAGUGGAGGAGACAGUACAACCACCAGCAGCAGCAGCUGCAGGUGGCGGUGGGGCGGAGGAAUGAAGAGAGAGAAAUGGGGUUGUUUGUUGAUGAGAACGGUGAGCCGCUUACGCCGACAUCAGCUUGGAGAGCGACUGAGAAGCUGGCGAAAGUGGCUCAGAUGAAGAAAUCUUUUCACAGACCAGUCAGUGAUUUGCACGGCUUUGAAAACGCUAGAUUUUAGUUUUCUUUUUCUUUUUAAUUUAUUCUUUGUUUUUUAAUAAAAUAAAAAAGCUGACUGGGAAAAUAUUGAUUAAAAGAAAAUAGAGAAAAAGAAAAGUAUUGGGCCGAGGAAACAUUUGUUUCUGAUAGGCCGGCCCUUUUAUGUUAGGCCGACGUACACUUUGAUUUGUUGCAUGGACCCUAUCUUCUUUUGUUUCUUUAUUU
Erythranthe guttata (spotted monkey flower) is the source of this 2642-nucleotide messenger RNA. Its product is annotated as Zinc finger (C3HC4-type RING finger) family protein. The record is from RefSeq and is a predicted model, not a curated record. Lineage: Eukaryota; Viridiplantae; Streptophyta; Magnoliopsida; Lamiales; Phrymaceae.